UUCAGCCCGAACCCAAACCAUCCGUGACUGUGUCUCAGCAGGCUGAAGUUUGACUUUGUCUCUGUGUUUUUUCCCCUCGGUGUUCCCGGAGAGGACAUCGGGACUUCUGAAGUUUGGAGCCGCUUUUCUUCAGGAAGCUUUGCGCCACUUUAUUCCUGCACACAGGCGCUCUGUGAAGCGUGGCUUUCAUCUCUCUUUAAAAAGGAAAAGAGGAAAAAACCCGCUGAAAACACGGAGGAUUGUUCGAGCUGGAAGUGGAAGCCUUAGAGGAACACAGUGUAGCCCACAGGCUUCCUGUGCUCACGUACGCUGGAUGCACUCAAGGAUCCUGUAAAUGCCCAGGAGCUGCUACGUUUCUGCACUUGCUGGAAGCAGAGCUGACCCUACACCAGUCGUGUCCUGUCAGUAAUGGCAUCCACCCUGCUUCACAUCUCUGCCACACUGUCUCUGCACUGCUCUCUCUGAGAGAUGGGUUUGGGGCAGCCAUCCCAGACUGGCUCCUGCUCCUACACUGAUUAUUGGAAGCAUCAGAGUGGCGUCUGGUGAAGGACGAGGGGAGAUGCCAGGAUGCCUAUCACUCAGGACAACGCCAUAAGCAUUCUGUCACUGCUGGAGGAUUGGCGUGGGGCUCACAGCACGAGGUCACAGCAGGAUGAUGAUCUAAGUCAGGACAGCUCCUCUGGCUGCACGCGGCUGGAUCCUGACUCCUACCAGAACGGGGAUGGGGAGAGUGUGUGCAGCACUGUUAGUGGUGGAGGACAUGCGGAGGACACGUCCCUCUGUCUGGCUGCUAUUCAGAAGUUGGUGGAGUACAUUCAUUUCAACUUCAUGGAGGGGGACACAGCUCCAUCAGCCAGCCGGGCCUCAUACAGUGAGGCGUUAGAUGUUGAGCUUCACACGGUUUCCCUCAGUAAGGAUGAGGGGGAUGCUGCGGACUUCGGCCUUAGCUUUGGAAACAUCCCUAUUUUUGGAGACCCAAAGGGAAGAAAGAAGGGAGGCCCGAGGAGCAGGAGGGAUCAGAGCCCCAUCGUGGAUGUGGGCUGCAUCUGGGUGACGGAGGUGAGGAAGAGGAGCCCAGCAGCUCGUUGUGGUGGGAUCAAACUGAGAGAUGAACUGCUGUCACUGAACGGGCAGCUAAUGGUGGGAGUAGAUGUCAGUGGAGCCAGUUACCUGACUGACCAGUGCUGGAAUGGAGGCUGUAUUUACCUGAUACUGCUGCGGCGAGUCAAGCGAAAGGCUCCUCUUCCUCCCCGUGAUGCAGCUGAAAGUGUUUGUAUCCCACUCACCAGUGACAACUGUGAAGACCAGCAUCACAGCAAAGCUGAGUCCUCCGACAGCUCUGCAAAUUACAGACGCACACGUAAAUUUGGAGUGAUAUCACGCUCAUCCUUCAACCAAGAGGACAGGCAGCGUACGAGCUCAGAAGUCCGGAGGUCUUAUCAUGACUACAGUUCUCAUCCUGAGAAUAUAGAAACUCGUCCUGCAGAUAACUCAGCUCACAUCCCCACACCUUCUAAGGAAAGCCCAGACCGCUGUUCUCAGGUCAGAGCUGCUCCCCAGCGUCACCGCGGUGGCGAGGCUGCCCCCCUGCCACUAAGGUGUUACAGUCAGCUGCUAGAGUUCAAAAUGGAUUCUUUCUGCAGUGAAUAUUUAUGCCAGCCCAGAGAUACCAACCACAUCUGGAAAAUGCACAUGGUGAAGGGUCAGGAGGGCCUUGGUAUAAAGAUCACAGGGGGGCGUGGCUCCAAGCGUUCUCCUCAUGGCAUCAUCAUUACACAUAUAGAGGAGGGAGGUGCCAUUUACAGGGAUGGGCGUCUUCAUGCUGGUGAUGAGUUACUGAUGAUUAAUAAUCAGUCUUUGGUGGGUCUUACUCAUCAGGAGGCUGUUGCUAUCCUCCGCUCUGCUACAGGUCUGGUCCAGCUGGUGGUUGCCAGCAGGGAGGAUUCAGACGUUGGCUUUGAUCCUUUUCCAUCCGCCAGUCUGCCAGACCUUGUCAGCACCUGCAGCUCCACUUCAUCCCUGUCCCAGGCUGCUCACACCAAGACUUCCAACAGUAGCACCAGUCUGCACAAGUCCUACAUGGUUGAUAGCCUGGAGAAAUUAGAAGAGCAAAGUCAGGAGGAAACAGCCCAAAGGUCCUGCUGCAGCCCCACAGCCACGAAGCCGUGCAGCCGACCCCAGGGAGGGAGCACUCGCCUGGAAUCAGUGGGUGAGGAUGAUGAACUGUUUGUGGCUAAUGGGAUGAGCUGCUUUGAAAUGGUGGAGAAGCCUGGCCGACGUAAACACUCGCUACCUCAACAGCUGGACCCGUCUGGAGUGAGACAGGAAUAUCAGAUCAUUAAGAAAUCAGCUCGCUCCCUGAGCACUGUUCAAGUGGAAUCUCCAUGGCGACUUGCACAGCCAUCCAUUAUCUCCAGUAUAGUAUUAAUGAAAGGCCAGGGCAAGGGCCUUGGGUUCAGUAUUGUUGGUGGGCAGGACUCAGCACGUGGUCACAUGGGGAUCUUUGUCAGGACAAUAUUCUCCCACGGUGCUGCGGCAGCUGAUGGACGGCUGAAGGAGGGAGACGAGAUUCUGGAGGUGAACGGAGAGUCUCUGCAAGGACUCACACACCAACAGGCCAUCCAAAUCUUCAAGCAACUUAAGAAAGGCGUUGUAACGCUGACCAUUAGAACACGGCUGCGCAGCCCCACCCUGACACCAUGUCCCACCCCCACCCUCCUCAGCCGCUCCACUUCACCCAACUCUCAUACCAGUGGAAGUACACCAGUCCCAUCAGGGUUCAACGAAGCUGAUGGACGCAGAGGCCCGGGUCCAGGUCCAAAGGACUGCAUUGUCAUGGAAGUUACACUUAAUAAAGAGCACGGUGUGGGCCUUGGAAUUGGAGUGUGCUGUCUGACCCUGGAGAACGCUGCUCCUGGUAUCUACAUCCAUAGCCUGGCUCUGGGCUCUGUGGCCAAGAUGGAUGGCAGGCUCAGUCGUGGAGAUCAGAUACUGGAGGUGGACUCGGUCAGCCUUCGUCACGCUGCUCUCAGUGAGGCCUAUGCCAUCCUCAGUGAGUGUGGGCCUGGACCCAUCACUCUUAUUGUAAGCAGGCAUCCUAAUCCAAAGGUAUCAGAACAGGAGAUGGAUGACAUCAUAGCUCGAUCCACUCACAGGGACAAAAUGAGCAGGAACAAGCACUCAUUUCAUUCCCAAGGUGUGUCCUGUAAGAACACCAGCCCAGCAGUGAAGGACAUGCAGGAAGACAGUUCACCUGUUCUCAGCUGGACCAUGAAGAGGUUCCUUGAGCCUGCCAGCAGGGGCUCCCUGAGUUCAGAGGCAGAGUUGUCUCAGUACUUCCCGCAGGAACUUUCCAGCCACUCAUUCACAUCUGAAUCCAUGUUGAUGGGCUCAGAUAGUGACGAUGUCCUCCACCAGCAGAGCUGCAUUACCUCCAAGGAUGACUGCUCAUCAAAACCACAUGGAUUCAGCCCAUCUCUGACAGAAGUGGAAGACGGCCGUGUGUACAACAACAUCAAAGACCAAACCUCUGCACCUCUCAGUCACCAUGUGGAGGCCGUGUGCCAGCCCAUCACGUGGUCCAGCCCCCCCACAGCACGCAGCCCACUUCUCUGCCAGGUGAAGUGUUUCGAGGAUGACCUCAGCGAUGAAGAAAAUUCAGCCAGUAGCAGAAAAAUCGAGCCCUUCCACAGACCCACAAAAUCUGAAGCCUUUACCUGCAGUGACGUGUCACAGAGUGAUUCAGCAGGUGUAUUUAGCAGCUCGGUGUUAGACGGUGAAGAUGGUGGAGAUUUGCAGAGUGGAGGCAGAGCUAUACCCACAGCACUCUGUGACAGUUCCACUCAAAGUGAGGAUGGUUUUCCCAAUAAGUCAGAGUCACCUGGUUGUGAGUUAACCUUCAUGUUCAUCCACCAGCCUUUAGAUCACACAGCAGGGGUGUCGAGCAGCGUGGGCUCUGUGCUCACUGAUAUGACCAUCAGCAGUGAGGACUGUCCAAAUCAAAGUCAUGGACAGUUGGAGUCAAAGCAGUCCCCCAAGCUUGAAGCAGUGAACAGGGUCAUGAUGAGCACUGAAGCACCAAACCUGCCCCAGCAGCAAACAUCCCAAACGGAUGAACCCACCCUGGCCUUGGCCCCAUUCCAGCUCCCAUCCCACAGCACAGGAACAAACCCCACGGUGGCUGCCGACAUGAUCCCCAGUCAGCUAUAUAAGAAGGAAGAUGCCAGUGAGGGUGUGGGGAUUUGUCCCAUUAACACUGUGAUCCUAAGAAGAAACGACGGGAAAUCAUUUGGACUUGAACUGGAGAUUAUGUCAUCACCACUGAAGCUGGUGGUCGCUGGAGUGGAGCCUGGAGGUGCAGCAGAAAGGGAGUCUGCGGGCAGGCUGCGUCCCGGAGAUGAGAUCGUCAAGAUUGGAGAUAAACUAGUUUGCUCCUCCAGCUACCAGGACAUUUGUGAACUCAUGCACAGCCUUCCUCUGACACUGGCUUUGGACAUCAGGAGACCGAUCUCAGCUGUAGAUCGACUGCUCAGCCUGGGAGGGACUGUGUGGUCACAGAGCAGUGACGGAUCCACAGUGGAUCCAGCCAAAUCUGUUCAGGGGGUGUCUGAUCAAGUAAUAAGAACACAUUUAGGAAGAGCCACAAUCCAACCAGACUGUAACUUGGCCAUCUUCAAUGUAGACGACGUGUUAUCAGAUGUGAGCCACGACACCAGUGAGGAAAUAUCAUGUAAUGAGCCUGAAACCUGCUGUCCAGGCCAACAUGGUGCAGCCCUGUGUGAGAAGCCUCCUUUGGAAGCCAGAGAUGAAAAGGGUGCCGCCUUUCUGAUGAAUAAAUGUGUGAACCAACAGAAAGAAGGCAGCUCUGCAGUUCUCAGCGGAUCAGGUCCAGAAAAAUCAAAUCCUAGUUGUAAACACAUGGAUCCCACUGCAGAUGUCAGUGGUUCAAACAGUGACUGCAGUGCAGUGGUAAAGACCAUGGCAGAUGGUAUUGGUGGUGUCUCUUCUACACGGUCACCAUGCCAGUUUCUCAACAGUACAGUACCUGUUUCUGCUACAGAGCCACACUUUGACAGAGUUAAAGCGUGUGCAGCAUCCAGACACACAAGCGUUUACAGAAACCAUGCUCCAGCAGCAGCCCACUCUGUCACUGAAAAUCUGCAUGCAGACGUCUCCCAAAGAUCAGAUUUACUGAGGUGUGACGACACACAAACAUAUUCAGUGGAAUCCAACCCCUCAGGCUCCAGGCUGUCCAAAAUGUCAGCGUCAGUGAGCAACAAUCAGAAAGUCGUGCAGUGUAAAGAUACGUUAAAGCCUGAUGCUCGCUCGUUACCUAAGACAAGCUCAAAGCUGAAACACCUCGGUUACUCAGACAGUCCUGUGUGGAGGAGUAACUUCAGACUUCAGGUUGAAAGUGGUCCUUCCACACUUAAAGGUUUGAGUAUUAAAAAGAAGAACAACCCAGAGGAGCCUCUUCAAAAACUGUUGGGGGGUGCAAGUCCAGUCCCUGCAGAUACAAAGGCUUCCUUCAGACAGUCAACAAAUCCACCAGCUGUGGUAACCAUUGGGAUUUUGAAGCCCACUAACCAGCCUGAUGUCAGGAGUUGCCUAGCUGUGGCCGGAGCAGGUGACACAAAGCAAAUAAUGACUGAGCAUGGAAAUUCAGAUGGAGCUUUGCAAACUGUGCAGCUGCCCAAAAAAGAUAUGCACGAAGGAUAUGAAGCAAAAGCUGAAUCACAUUCACCUGCCACUCAGAGGACAUUCAUGGAAGUGCGACUGUCUUCAUCAUCAUCAGCAGCAGCAGCAGCAGCAGCAGCAGCUGUGUCACAUAGAGACAAAAAUGUUUCAAAAGAAAAUAAACACAGAAAUGAUACAGAUGCACGAUUAGCAGCAAUGCAUUCAUCCACUGUCACCGCAGAAGAAAGAACAGCUGCCUCGGUCACCAACACAGCAUUUCAUUCACUGUCUUCUACGGCAGCUCAUUCAACAAGUAAAGGUUUAAAACCUGUGACAGUUAUGGAGACAGAAGAGACAGUGAAGUCCGGUACAUCCAGACUGUCCACACAGACCCUGUCCACACACACUGCCUCGUCUGCAGAUUACAGUCCUUUCUCUGUCCGACAUAAAAUCAAAUCCUUUGAGAAUCUGGCUAAUGUUGACAAGCCCCUGGUGAAAAGCAGUGAUCCUCAGCCGUAUGCGCUGGCAUAUAGAGCCCCGCUGAACCAAAGGAUUGCAGGUUAUAUGGAACUGGUUAAUGCUGUUGACUUCCGGACACGACAAAGGAGUUUUAGCUCUUAUGUGGAAAAUCUGCUUCCAGCCACAUCCUGCUCUCUUCGCCUUCGUAAGUCUUCUGAGAAUGAAGUUCACAAAGCUCCAGAUGGGGCUGCACCACAGACUCCUCCAGUGCUGCGCAAGAAGCAUGGCAGACUUCUCUACAGUAGGUUACGGCAGCUCAGGGCUCUCAGCAUGCCUGAGCUGGAAAAACUGUGCAAAGAGGACGCUGCAGGAGGGCACAGCACUGCAGAUAAAACAGACUCUGACACCCAGUCCACUAUAGCCCCGGUGACUGACAGCUUUCCAACCUGUGCAACUCCAAUGAAAGCAGAUGUGAACAGGGUUAACCACAGUGAGGCUGAAGUCACUGAAGAGACUGCUCAGAGGACCCCAGAGACCCAUGGCCGGCAGCUCGGCUGGUCCAUCAGCUUAGAGGAGCUGUCUGCUUCACCUGUGAGUCGGUGUAAACUGCAAACACUGCUGUCCUCACUAACAGCUAAAGCUUACAUAUCAACCCUGCUUCAGCAAACCAAGACUAAAAGAAAUACUCGUCUUGUUGUCCUGAGUAAAGGAGAAGGUUCAGGACUUGGUUUCAGUAUUGCUGGAGGAGUUGACCUCGAGCAAAAGGACAUAACUGUUCAUCGGGUCUUCACGAAAGGUGCAGCUGGUCUUGAAGGUACAAUCCAAAGAGGUGACAGCAUUUUAUCCAUAAAUGGCACCAGUCUGGAGGGUAAAACACACGGAGAGGCUAUAUCCUGUCUUCGUCAAGCCAAGCAGUCCAACCAGGUCUUAGUAGUCAUUCACAGAGACAAAGGCAGUGUGCAGUGUAUCUUUAACAGACAAACCCCGGCUACUCAGAAGUCUUUGGAGUGUAGCGGAGCUGUAGAUGUCAGUCCAGAUGGGGCUGUAACAGUGGAGCUUCAUAAUACUUCCGUUGGACUGGGCUUCAGUCUGGAGGGGGGCAGGUCUUUGAGCCAUGGAGACAGGCCUCUCACUGUCAAACGCAUCUUUAAAGGAGGAGCUGCAGAGCUUUCCGGGCUUAUCGAGGUUGGCGAUGAGGUCCUGUCUAUCAAUGGCUGUUCUCUGGAGGGACUCAUGCACCAUGAUGCCUGGAAAAUGAUCAAAGCCACUAAUGAAGGGCCUAACCAGCUCCUCAUACGCAAGCAGAGCAAUGUGACGGUAAAAAACAAGGAAACGGAGUCCUGACAGGCUCUACUGUUCAAGCGGAUAUGUUUAAAAAAAGCAAUUAUACAUUUUGAUUGUUGGACUUUUUGGUUAGCCUUUUUAAAAUAUCUUUGUACUUAAUAAUUGGCUGGACACUAUUGUGGUGCAUAAUAUGUAAUUGUGAUUUUUCAAAUGAAGAGUUCAGUUUAUUUAUAAUAAAUUAACUUUUGAACACUCAGAAAUAAUACAUUUGUAAGGCAUUCCUUUUUUAAA
Molecule: messenger RNA, 7710 nt
Organism: Pelmatolapia mariae (spotted tilapia)
Lineage: Eukaryota; Metazoa; Chordata; Actinopteri; Cichliformes; Cichlidae
Gene: pdzd2
Product: PDZ domain containing 2
Exons: 27
Coding region: 568-7479 (2303 amino acids)
Molecular function (GO): protein binding
Source: RefSeq, a predicted model, not a curated record